CUACAAUGUAGUAUCUGGGUGAUUGUACCAGCCCUCCUGCGGAACAUGAGCAUUGACAUUCGAUCGAUGAGACCGCCGUCUGGCGCUCUCGCUCACGACCGAACAGCAGGGACAGACUCAACCCGAGCAGCACUUGAUAUAAAUGCCGAGUUAACCUGCUGUGAUGGUCGGGUCAAAAAUCAACCCCCAACUAGAACCGGUCCGUGUCCCACACUGCCGUCCAUCUUCUGAGCCAGUCUGGGGAAACGGAGGCUCUCCGGGGAGUUAUGCCAAACUCCGAAGCACGCAAACGCGGGUUUCUCUCCAUUUCCUCUCCACCCACAGGGCGUGGCAUUUUGUUGGUACAAAUCGGCACAUCGGCACCAUGACGCCAAAAUGGGAUGGAUCGUCCAAUUGUAACAUUGUACCCGCUGUAUACGAGAUCUCAUACAAAACCCCUUCACAUCCAGAUUCUGACUCACCCCGAUCCUCUAUUUACCACAUGAGAUUGAUUGAAAAGGGUUCGGGACAAAAGGUAUACCUUCGGGGAGCGGACUUGUCGUCGAGAUUUUGUUGCCAUGCCGGGCCAGCAUGGCUCUCUUUCAGCCGAUGAACUGGCUGAACAAAAGAUUCUAACUCCUGGACUUGAAGACAAGGACAGCCGAUCCAAUAUUCAAAAUGUGCCCAUCUCCGACACCCCAACAUUCCACGCGCCACGGUUAUCAACCGAUUCUCAAGAGAUCGAAUAUCGUUACUUAACCUUUCAAAGCGAGCUUCCUCUGACGCCGAUUUUUCCACCCGAUUUCAAGGGCAAAAUACCACCAUGCCCGAAUCUACGUGACUACGACGACCCGUUCACCUGGUCGUUGACGCGCAAAAGACUCAUGACGUACCUUUCGUGUUCGGUCAACAUCACGGCAGCCUAUUCGGCCGGUUCUUACGCCGCCCCAGCCUAUGUACUCACGAAGAAAUGGGGCGUGUCGCACGUUGCCUACAACGUCGGCAUUAGUCUAUUUACGUACGGGUUCGGGUUCGCACCGAUGAUAUUAGCACCCUUCUCCGAGAUCAACGGACGACGACCGGUGUUCAUUGUGACGGGGUUGUUGUUCGUCAUCUGCCAGCUGGGCAGCGCGCUAACCGACUCAUACGCGGGCAUGUUGUUGGCGCGGUUUUUCGCAGGCGUGGGAGGAUCGACGUUCUCGACCAUGGUCGGCGGGAUUUUGGCGGAUGUGUGGACCACCCAGGACCGCAAUACUCCCAUGGUACUGUUCACCGGAGCGACGAUGCUAGGAACCGGGUUGGGACCAGUAUGCAGCGGUUUCGUGGCACAGCGGCUUGACUGGCGAUGGGUUUUCUGGAUUCAAGUUAUUACCAGCGGGACUUUGGUGUCACUGGUUACGAUAUUCUUCAAAGAGACGCGCGGCUCGAUUAUUCUGAGCCGCAAAGCCAAGGUGCUUAACAAAUGGUACGAAAAGCUCGAAGAUGCCGGCGCUCUCGGGAUGCUUGACGACAGCGACAGCAACCAAGAAAAACAGCAUUCCCGACCGGUGCGUAUUCGAUGGAAGGUGAAGACCGACGAGGACCGAUCUUCUCUGGGCCGCAUGAUCGCCGUCUCGCUGUACCGGCCAUUCCACAUGCUGUUUACAGAACCCGUGGUCUUCUGGUUCAGUCUGUGGGUAGCCUUUUCAUGGGCAGUGCUGUAUUUGACGUUUGGAGCGGUUCCUUUGGUCUUUGAGACCAACCACGGCUUCACGCUCGAGCAGUCCGGUGCUGUGUUUACUGCCAUCUGCGUCGGCGGCAUCCUGUCCACUUUCUUGAGCAUAUAUCAGGAGAAAUGGGCGCUGCGGUACUACCCUACAAAGGUCAAUGGGAGCCCCGAGGGCAGGUUGCUCUUCACAUGCGUCGAAUCGGCUUUCAUGCCCAUUGGCAUGUUCUGGUUCGGCUGGUCGUGCUACUCGUCCGUCCAUUGGAUUGUGCCCACCAUCGCCCUCGGCGUCGCCACUAUGGGCAUCUUCAGCAUCUACCUCGCCACUUUCAAUUACACUGCGGACGUCUACCAUGUCUAUGCAAGCUCGGCCCUUGCUGCUUCUGGACUUUGUCGGAAUCUCAUGGGCGGAUCGUUCCCUCUGAUCACUGUCCAGAUGUUCAAUGGUAUGGGAUUUCACGCCGCUAGUAGUUUGCUGGGUGGUAUUGGUGCGGCUUUGACGCUGGUGCCCUGGGUGUUGGCUCUGUUUGGGCCCAAAAUUCGGGCGAGGAGUAAGAUUGCUAGUGCUUUUACUGCUCCGUGAAUGGAUAGAAUUGGUGCAGGUUUCUAGUGCCUAGACAUGUAUACAUGUAAAUAAUAUAUAAGGUAAAUAAUUGUACUCUUGUAUCCUGUA
Molecule: messenger RNA, 2357 nt
Organism: Exophiala dermatitidis NIH/UT8656
Lineage: Eukaryota; Fungi; Ascomycota; Eurotiomycetes; Chaetothyriales; Herpotrichiellaceae
Product: MFS transporter, DHA1 family, multidrug resistance protein
Exons: 1
Coding region: 558-2267 (569 amino acids)
Biological process (GO): transmembrane transport
Molecular function (GO): transmembrane transporter activity
Source: RefSeq, a predicted model, not a curated record